Rangifer tarandus platyrhynchus (Svalbard reindeer) is the source of this 1152-nucleotide messenger RNA. Lineage: Eukaryota; Metazoa; Chordata; Mammalia; Artiodactyla; Cervidae. The record is from the annotation of a GenBank genome assembly.
AUGCGUUCCGGGGGCCGCGGGCGGCCCCGGCUCCGGGUCGGAGAACGCGGCCUUUUGGAGCGACCCUCACCGCCCAAGCGCCGCCUGCUACCGCGUGCACAGCUAUUGCCCCUACUGCUGCUGGCUCUGACGGUAGCCUCGGUGUUCUAUACCAUUUGGAGCAGCUGGCAUAGCCAGACUGAAGAGCUGCCGCUGGGCCGGGAGCUGCGGGGCCCUUUGAUCGGAAGCCUCCCCGAAGCUCGGGUGCGGAGGGUAGUCGGGCAACUGGACCCUCAGCGUCUCUGGAACACUUUCCUGCGCCCUCUGCUGGUUGUGCGGACUCCGGGCAGCCCGGGCAAUCUCCAAGUCAGAAAGUUCCUGGAGGCUACGUUGCGGACACUUUCAGCAGGUUGGCAUAUAGAACUAGACCCCUUCACUGCCUCCACACCCCUGGGGCCAUUGGACUUCGGCAAUGUGGUGGCCACGCUGGACCCAGGGGCUGCCCGCCACCUCACCCUUGCCUGCCAUUACGACUCCAAGCUCUUCCCAUCUGGCUCAGCCCCCUUUGUGGGGGCCACGGAUUCGGCAGUGCCUUGCUCCCUGCUACUGGAGCUGGCCCAGGCCCUCGACCAAGAGCUGGGCAAAGCCAAGGAGAGGGCAGCCCCAGUGACCUUGCAGCUGCUCUUCCUGGACGGCGAAGAGGCACUGAAGGAGUGGGGACCCAAGGACUCGCUUUAUGGCUCCCGGCACCUGGCCCAGCUCAUGGAGUCUACACCCCACGGCCUGGGCUCCACCAGGAUCCAGGCUAUUGAGCUCUUUAUGCUUCUUGAUCUCCUGGGAGCCCCCAACCCGACCUUCUACAGUCACUUCCCUCGCACGGCCCGCUGGUUCCAUCGGCUCAGGAGCAUUGAGAAGCGCCUGCACCGACUGAACCUACUGCAGUCUCAUCCUUGGGAAGUGAUGUACUUCCAGACCGGGGAGCCCCCUGUCUCUGUGGAAGACGACCACAUCCCCUUCCUCCGCCGAGGAGUUCCCGUGCUCCACCUCAUCGCCACGCCCUUCCCCUCUGUCUGGCACACGUCUAAUGACUCCGAGGCCAACCUGCACCCACCCACUGUACACAACCUGAGCCGCAUCCUGGCCGUGUUCCUGGCUGAAUACCUGGGGCUCUAG